AUGCUCGCUUCCCAUUUGUAUUCCAGAUCUUCUGUUCAGAAUGGGGCCUCCUCUUUACCACCUAUCAGAUUUGGCCCUUCCCUCCUACCAAGGAGACCGCUGGUAACAUUCACAUUUUUUACAUGGAAUUUUUCGAAAUAAAGGGGGCGGUAUAGGAUUCGAACCCCCGAUAUCACUGCUAAGACCCUCCGACUCGCCCACUCGAGUCGCUUAGCCCUUCUUUAAAUUGGUGUAAUCGGUGCAUUAGGCUUAGGUUCUACUUUAGAAAAUUGCACUCAUCUCUCAAAUUUGACACUUAAUCUUAGUGAUAAUUAGAUUAGUGGUUAAGGUGCAUCAGGUUUAGGUUCUGGUCUAGUAAAUUGUACUAAUCUCUCAAAUUUGACACUUCAUCUUAAUAGGAAUUAAAUUGAUGAUUAAGGUGCAUUAGGCUUAGGUUCUGCUUUAGCAAAUUGCACUAAUCUCUCAAAUUUGAAACUUUGUCUUAG
Molecule: messenger RNA, 485 nt
Organism: Tetrahymena thermophila SB210
Lineage: Eukaryota; Ciliophora; Oligohymenophorea; Hymenostomatida; Tetrahymenidae
Exons: 3
Molecular function (GO): protein binding
Source: RefSeq, a predicted model, not a curated record